CACACAAGAGCCUGGGACCGAGCGUCCAAUAUGGCGGAAAAACAGUCGGAUUUUAAAAGUACAAAGGAGUGCUCCCAGGAUGCCGUCGAGUCAAGCGAUGUUCCAUUUCUAUACAAUGGGCAAUUCUUUAUACUGGCUGUCCUCUGUUCAUUGCCCCUUCUGUACUUUGGUGGAGAAAGGUUGUUUGGAGUUGGUGCGCUGUGUUUAGUGACUGUUUAUGUAUUUCACAUCUCCUUUCACGAAACCAAGAGUUCAGUUAUUGGUUUUGUUAUUUGUGUUGCUAUUAUGCAGUUUGCUAUUCUUUAUUCCAUUGGACCUCUUAUCUGGCAGUCUGUUUUCAAUGUAAUAUUUCUACUCGUCUACAAUGUUUUCAUUGUGCUCACAGGUGGUUUAGGCUUGCUGCAGUUUGAAGUAUUUCGCAGAGAUGAAGUUGAUUUUUGUGAAAAUGUGGAGUAUUUUCUGUUCUUGCUGUAUCCUCCAUGUUGUGUGCUCAUCCUAAUGUGGCUAAUUUCCUUAGCCUUUGGUGUUCAUCUUGCUCCUUAUUCAAUCAUUGCAAUUGGAUUUCCGAUGUGUCAUACGUUUUUGGAUCCAAAACUGAGGCCUAGUUUUUCAACAAAAAGUGAUCAAGUUCUUGGUCACCCUGAAAAAAUGUUGGCCUUGUUUAACUUCGUAUUUUCUCCAAGCUUUGUCUACUGUCUUGUCAAUUUCUUCAAUCUGUUGCAUCAUGCUUCGUUGAUUUCUGCGUUAUUUUGUAUUUCUGUUCCACUGUUUUUAAUCACGUUUCUCGACACGACAGAUCUUAGAGACAUGGCAGAUAUUAGAAACUCACAGUGGCAGAUAUUUCAAGUUGUUACUGGAUGUUUUUCUUUGAUACUUGGUGCUAUACUUGCCUAUUUACAUGAAGUUGUUGACGGAACGAAUGCAGUCUUUCUUGCCGUAAUCCUGGCUUGCAGUACAACCUUGUUUUUCAUCGUUAAAUACAGAUACUCAAAGAUUAUGUCGUCUUUCACAUGUGGAUUUCUUUUGAUUACCUACCUAGCCUGGUUCACUACAUUACCCUGGAACUUGGAUUUUUCAAUUGGAAAUGAGAUCAAGCUGUCGUUUUUCACAGUGGACCUAUUAGUCUCAUUGCUUGGCGUUAUUUCAGUUGUGGCAGUGGCUGUCUCGCUCAGUGUUCGCUACAGAUCAAAUUUAAACCAUAUUUUACUUCUGCACACGUUUGGUUUCGUUGUUUUGGAGAUAGUUCUGGUGGACAGCGAGGCGUAUUCGCCAUAUCUGAUGAUCUUGACAAGCCUUCUAGUACUAUAUUUGGUGCAAAGACUAUACAAUGUUCGACGUCUGACCAAAGCCUCAGCUGUGAUGUGUUUUUCACUUCAUGGUACUAAACUACUAUUAAUACUUACGUCUUGGAACACAAAGUUGGAAGCAACGACAUCGUUGCUUGUCGUUUUCUCUGGGUUCGGUGCUUGUGCCACUCUUACCAACAUUUUUAUCUUUGAACACAACAAGCAUCUCGACAGGAAUGAGAUUUUAGGUUACACAGGCAUCCUGUUUGGGUCUUUGGUUCUGUUAUCAUCCACGUCUAUUCAGUCAUUGUGUGUUGUUUUGAAUCAUAGCGAUUCUUCAUCUGCCGAUAUUAUUGGUAUAAUUCUUAUCCUGACGGGCGCUUGCUUUGCGAAGCUUGCUUUUCUUAAUUCUGAAGAGCAAGCGAUGAAGAAACAAAGUAUUCUUGUGAUAUUUACUGGAGUUCUUUUUACUAUCCUUCAACCACAUGCCAGUAUUGAGGUCUUCACACAACUACCAAAAUUGAUUUUUCGUGAAGUAUUUUAUGAUACGUGGGCUGUGAUCUUCGCUGAGUAUAUUAUUUUACCCUGGUGUUUGUUUGUCUCGCUAUCCUUCGUCAUGUUGUUGUUGUUAAAGUUGCUAUCUCUAAAAGCAAUGACAGCAAUAUUUGUUAUAAUAAUGUCUGUCUGCAUUGGAGCACCGCUUGGUCUUUAUGUCGCGCAUUGGGUCCUCCCUUAUCCUAAAUUACCCUCAUCAUUCUUGUCCAUCCCUUAUAUCAUCUCUGCAGCAAUUGUGACAAGCGCUGUGCUAUUGGCGAGCAAAGGACAAUCGACACUCGACACCGGCGUGAAAAUAUACGUUGUCUUCCUCAUUGUUUCUAUCGCAUCCGUAGUUGGAGAAGUUUAUUGGAAAAUACGUAUCAACUUUUUACAAAGCGAAAUUCCACCGAGUGUCAUAUACCAGGUCUUUCUUCAUCUUAUAAUGAUCAUUCUUAGUCGACCUCAAUCUGAGCUGCAAACAUCAUUGGAAAAGAAGGACCCCAUUUUCUCAAAUGCCACUCGUAAUAUUUCAGUUCUUCUGGUUUUUAUCUGUGGCUUGGCAUUCUCACCCAAGUAUUACUAUGAUAUAAUGCUUGUGCCUGUCUGUGGACUUGUAUUGAUGUUGAGAACGAAAAAUGUUGGCGUUUUGAAAAUAGGAAAGAAUGAAUCUACCUUGAAGAAAGUUCUUUUCGCAGGAAUCAUAUGCUGCAUCUUGUACUACAGGCUAAUCCAACAAUUACCAUUGGAUAAAGCAGGCUUUUGGAGCACUGUAGCUUUUGUCCUGGAGGUAUCUGUUGCCAUUGGUUCGUUCCUAGUCUUUCUCGUUAUAUUUUCAACGUUCUGGCAUCAAUCUAUCUCUCGGAGCGAAGAACUAUUUCUAGCAGUAUUGUGUCCUGUUUUUACGCUGAUGUUAUUUUACGGUAGAACAACCGCUGGACAAGUGCUAGGGAUAGUGGGCCCAGCUUUAGCUUACAAUGCAUUUUACUACCCUUCUAGGUAACCAACUUGAUCCCAGGACCAGUUCCUGGAUUCCUGGAAAGUCUUUGCAUAAUUAUCGACUAAAACAUUAGGUUUUAGCGGCAGGAAUUGAGGCUUACAAUCAGUUUCAAAGUAGUUGAGACACUCGUAAUUUAGGGCAAAAGUAGAUUUAAUUUUUUUACUAACGAAACCAUCUAUUGAGCCUCCCUUCUUCCAUUCAAUGUUUUUGAUCCAAGGUCUCUGCAACAUUGAUUUGAGGGCGAAGGGAAGCAAAUUGAAAUUGAUUGUUACCCCAGGAACGACGCUGGGACAAUGCGAAUGCAAAGGGGCAAAAUUUUCCUUGGAAGGGCACUUCUAAAUUGGCACAUGCUACUGAUGCUAGAGAGUGUGUUUGCGAAACAACGACAGUUGAACAGGUUUGCGGUUUCUAGGGCUUUUACUCCAGAGGAUUGUGUUAAACUUGAAGCUCGUAGUUGAAGCAUACAAUAGCGUUGCUUAAGCAGAUUUAUUCACGAAUUACAAUGACGUUCCUCAGGUUAAAAGACUAAUCUUUGGCCCCUCCUCCUAUCGGAAGGCAAGACUCGAGAGUCCCUGCUUAAUCACUUGUUAAAUCCAAUAUCAAUUUCGGGGGAAGGGACUCUGGGGACUUAAGCCUGUAUAUAACGCCGACGUCGGCAAAGCAUUAUUGUCGGUGAUUAUUGAUGAGUGAAAUAUUUUGUCUUUCUGAAAUCAUUUCUCCUUGGAUGAUUACAGAAAAUAAGUCGGCGAACGGUCGGCGUCAUAUGGACCAGGCUUUAAGCCUGUUUCACACUUGUCCUAAGAAUCUAGGAUUCGGGAUUCUCUUUGUCUAAGGUCACUAGUGCGCAAACUGCUGUCUAUCGGAAAGUAAUACAAUGGAUCCCCGAUUCUUAGGAGCCAGUGUGAAUCAGGCUUAGACAGAAAAUAGGUUAUAUUUUUAAAAUUGUCAAAAGAAAAUUUCAUAAACAAUUUUUCUACACAA
Messenger RNA from Dendronephthya gigantea, 3801 nucleotides. RefSeq lists its product as uncharacterized. The record is from RefSeq and is a predicted model, not a curated record. The transcript is spliced from 26 exons. Bases 31 to 2823 code for a protein of 930 amino acids. Lineage: Eukaryota; Metazoa; Cnidaria; Anthozoa; Malacalcyonacea; Nephtheidae.